This is a messenger RNA of Penicillium riverlandense, 2742 nucleotides long. Its product is annotated as ATP-binding protein. The record is from RefSeq and is a predicted model, not a curated record. Bases 1 to 2742 code for a protein of 913 amino acids. NCBI's taxonomy places the organism in Eukaryota, Fungi, Ascomycota, Eurotiomycetes, Eurotiales, Aspergillaceae. The transcript is spliced from 3 exons. Gene Ontology annotation, molecular function: ATP binding; ATP hydrolysis activity.
AUGGCUGACAACAUCACGGCCGACACCACCAAGGAUGAUGCUGACUCCAAGGACACCACAGCGGUCCAGCCCAUCUCCGACCCAACAGCGAAAGACCCAAAACCCCCAGACACGGCCAAGGCACCCGCGUGCAAGAAGCACGGCGCCGAACCUGACAAACGAUCCAAAAAGAAAAAGAAAGCUCCCGAGACCAGCGACAGCUCCUCGGACUCAAGCCCCUCAUCGGACUCCUCCUCAGAGACCUCAGCCUCCGAAUGCACCAGUGGCAAUGAACUGGACCGCCGUAAGCGACACCGCCAGCGAACUCGCGCGCGGGCGAGACGCGCGAUGAAGAACCGGCGCAGAACAAAGAAGCGGUCGCGCAGGUCGGAUUCUGAUUCGGACGCCUCCUCGCCCUCCGACUCCGAAGAUGCGGGCGAUUCAGACCCCCAUAUGUUCUCGUCCACGGAUGAGAAGGCCGUGCGCAAGCUGAUGGCCCAGCUCCAGCUCAACACCCUUCGGUUCAAGGGUCGCCCUAGGCGGUUCAACCAGCAGGUCUCGGAUGACUUGAGUAUCUCCGAUCCGCUGGGUGACGCGCGGCAGAAGCGGAAGAAGAAAAAGACGGCUUCGAAGGUGGCUUUCAAGCGGGUUGACCAGCUUUGGGACAAUACGAUCCACAAGUACAAACUGACCGAGACGGUGGACGAUCUCGACGCAGAUGAAUGGGACCAGUACAUCUUCACAGUGCGCCGCCAAUUCAACUGGGAGAACAAGUACCAGGAGACGGUGGUCGACAUCAAGAGCAAGCCGCUGCGUGAUGCACUGGGCAAGGUCAUGGAUGGGGUCAAGGGUGUGAGUAUGGUGGAGGAGCCCGCAGUGGUGGAUCCCAACAUGCUAUUCUUGUAUCUGGAAGAGACGCGCCAGUACAUGAAAGAUCUCAAGCGGCAGGCCAAGACCGAGCGCAAGAAGAAGUCCCGCAAGGCGGCGGCGAGCAAAGCGGCGCAUCUGCGCGUGCUGGUCAAAUACUUGGAUACCGACUAUGCCGACACCAAGAAGACGCUGUAUCCGCUCCUGGAGAAUAACACCAUCACGUUUGAUCUGCUGUGGGCUCUAUACAAGCCCAACACCAUUGCCUACACGCCGACAUAUGGCAACACGGAUGAGCCUCGUGCCUUUAAGAUCGAGUAUGCGAUCAAGGAGAGCUCAUUCAUGAGGGGCGUAUGGUACAGCGUCGAGGGCCGCUACCUCGAGUAUGACGGCAAGGAUUUCGGGUUUGGGACCAUGUCCGCGGAAGUGGACUCGUUCAAGGGCGCUCGCAAGAUCACCAGUCUCGCAUGCUACCCGCUGCAGUAUCACCGCGACCCCCAGGCGCUGCGAGCGCGUCUGAUCGACCGCGGCAAGCGGUUUGUCUCGCUGCGCGGCAUGAACUACUGCUUCCACAAGGGCAUGGCUUUCUACAAGAAGAAGCGCUCGUUCAUCGUCAAGGUCAACAUCAACGGCCGCGUGAUGAUCGACCCAGCCAUCCACCGCCGCAUCAACCCCAACUACCUGAUCAGCACGGUGCGGCCCAAAGACCCGGAUCUGCUGGACCCGUCAGAGGUGGGACUUAGUGAUGCUGAAGACGACGACAGCGAGAACGGCUGCUGCUGCGGUGGACACGGUUCGGACUCCGACUCUGACAACAACGGCAGCGGGGCUUCAGAUCGCCCACGCACCAAGUACAAGGUCGUCGAAGACAAGGGUGGCACGGCGAUGGUGGUCGAGGUCGCGGUCGAUGAGAACGGCAACGAGAUCGAACGCGAGAAGAUGGACCGCAUCGAGGACGCAGACGGCGAGCCCGCCAAUACAACCGAACGCGCCUUCACCGAGGAGGAAUUGCUGAUCGCCAGCCCCGUCGUGCUGGGCUUUGCAUUCAGCGAGAAGCUGUGGCUGGAAUUCAGCAUCUCGGGCAUCAGUGAUAUCGAAUGGGACGGCGAUGCAUUCGACUCGCUCGUGCUCCCCGCCAACCAGAAGUCUAUCGUGAAGGCCCUGGUCGAAUCGCACACCUUCCACGCCGCCGAGAACAUCGACGAUGUCAUCCAGGGUAAAGGCAAAGGCCUAGUUGCAGUACUCCACGGGCCACCAGGCACAGGCAAAACCCUCACAGCAGAGGGCAUCGCCGAGCUCCUCCGACGACCACUAUACAUGGUCUCGGCGGGCGAACUAGGCACGGACUCGCGCACGCUCGAAGCAGAACUGAACAAGAUCCUGGACAUCGCCCACUCAUGGGGCGCGGUGCUUCUCCUCGACGAGGCGGAUGUCUUCCUUGAGAAACGCACCAUCCAUGAUAUCCACCGCAACGCGCUCGUCAGCAUCUUCCUGCGUCUGCUGGAAUACUUUCAGGGCAUACUGUUCUUGACUACGAACCGUGUCGAGACCUUCGAUGAUGCGUUCCAGUCUCGUAUCCAUGUCGCUCUGCGCUACGGCGACCUGACGACCAAGGCGAAGCGCAGUAUCUGGAAGAUGUUCCUGGAACGCGUGCGUGCUAUCGAGGGUGUGCGCACGGCGACGUUCUCGGAGGACGAUUAUGAUAUGUUGGCCAGGCAUAAUUUGAAUGGACGCCAGAUCAAAAACUCCGUCCGCACAGCACAAGCCCUCGCCGUCAACGAACGCUCCCCCCUGUCAAUGGCCCACAUCAGGAGCGUUCUCGAAGUCGCCGAAACCUUUGAUCAGGAUCUGCGCGGUGGGACUGGAUAUUUAGAUGCCAUGCGGAGCUACACUUAA